Molecule: messenger RNA, 1317 nt
Organism: Adineta ricciae
Lineage: Eukaryota; Metazoa; Rotifera; Eurotatoria; Adinetida; Adinetidae
Source: the annotation of a GenBank genome assembly
AUGAAAUCGGUAACUUUCAUGUUUUCGACCUUUAACCUCAUCAAUGUUGUGUUUAUGGUCACAGCACAAAGUCUUACAGUUUUUCCUGCUGAUUCGUUUGUUGAAAGUAUUGGCGUAAAUACACAUUGGACAUUUCCUAAUGUGUACACUUUAAACUAUACAGGUUUGAAAGCUAAAUUAGCUAAAUCUGGUAUUCGAUACAUACGUGAUGGAAGCAGUUCAGCAACUUAUGCACGAGCAAAAGACCUAUAUGAUAGUUUAGAAAUUAAAACAAAUAUGAUACCAGAACGACGUAAAUCUGGUCCAGGAAUACAACCUAUCGAUCCAACGCAAAUUGAUGUGGUACUAAAUGAAAUCAAAAGUCAAGCAUUAUGUGCCAUUGUUUCAUUGGAAGCACCUAAUGAAUAUGAUGUUUUUCAUGGCUCUGAUACCGAUUGGGUGAAUAAUAUAAGAAAUUAUACGAUUCUUCUCUACAAGAAAGUACAGACUGAUGAGAUGUUAAGAAAUUUAUCAAUGAUUGGACCGUCGUUGACAUCAUUAGAAGCAUACGAAGCAGUAGGAAAUAUGGAUUCAUAUAUUGAUUAUGUUAAUCUUCAUUUAUAUCAAUGGGGCUAUUGGCCUGGCAAUGAAGGCUGGGAUAAUAAAAGUACAAUUCCCAGUAUAACGUACUAUUUUAAUAAAUAUGCUCGUCAACAAUCACCUUCCGGUAAGCGCGUACAAAGCACUGAAACUGGCUAUCAAGAUGAUUUACAUAAUGCUGGUCUGUCUGAAGAGGCCGAUGGAAAGUAUGCAUCACGUGCAUUUGCUGAAUUCUUUCGACGAGGUAUUUAUCGUACGUUUAAAUAUGAAUUAGUCAAUCAAGAUAUACCAGGAAAAGAAGGAGCCUUUGGAUUAUUACGAAAUGAUUUAUCUGAAAAACCAUCUUUUCGAGCAAUAACAAAUCUGAUCAGUAUACUGAAUGAUAAAGGUCCGAAUUUUGAACCUUCUAUACUCAAUUAUACGCUUAACGGUAAUGUAGAAAACGUUCAACAAAUACUUUUUCAAAAGCGCGAUGGUGAUUUUUAUUUGAUGGUGUGGCUAGAAGUAUCGAGCUGGAAUUUUACUACCCAGAUUGAUCUAUAUCCAUCGCCACAGCAAGUUAUUCUUACUUUAUCAGAAAAUAAUAGCAUAUCUAGUGGGAUCCUCUAUGCAUUCGACAACACAGGCAACGUAUACAUUUCCGAACUUAUUAUUCACCAAAAUCAAAUCGCUUUCAAUGUCACUGAUAAAAUCAGCAUUAUCCAACUGAAUAAUAAUAGCGUACAAGAGAAAAAAUAA